Molecule: messenger RNA, 4033 nt
Organism: Achroia grisella
Lineage: Eukaryota; Metazoa; Arthropoda; Insecta; Lepidoptera; Pyralidae
Gene: Klp98A
Product: kinesin-like protein Klp98A
Exons: 27
Coding region: 8-4033 (1341 amino acids)
Biological process (GO): microtubule-based movement
Molecular function (GO): ATP binding; microtubule binding; phosphatidylinositol binding
Source: RefSeq, a predicted model, not a curated record
UUUGACAAUGGCUUCGGUAAAAGUCGCUGUAAGGGUUCGCCCAUUCAAUCAAAGAGAGAAGGAUAUGAGCGCCAAAUUGAUUGUCCAGAUGGAUGGCAAGAAGACCAGAUUGCUCACAGUGAAAAAUAGCAAAGAGCAAAAUGACGCCAACCGGGAGAAGUAUAAAGAUUUCACAUUCGACCACUCGUACUGGUCGUACGACAGCGGGGACCAGCACUACGCGUCGCAGGAACAGGUGUUCGCAGACCUUGGCCUGGACGUGAUCGACAGUGCCUUCGAGGGUUACAAUGCGUGCGUGUUCGCGUACGGACAGACCGGCAGCGGGAAGACAUUCACCAUGAUGGGCUCGUCUGAGUACCAAGGUCUGAUCCCCCGGAUCUGUCGUCAGCUGUUCUCGCGCGUGGCGGCAGGCAAGGAGUCCGGGGCCUCGUACCGCACCGAGGUCAGCUACCUGGAGAUCUACAACGAGCGCGUGAAGGACCUGCUGGCCACCGACGCGGGCCACUCCCUCAGGGUCCGGGAGCAUCCCAAACUCGGGCCGUAUGUGCAGGACUUGUCCAAACAUCUCGUUUCAGAUUACGAUGAUAUACAGGAGUGCAUGCACCGCGGCAACCUUCAAAGGACAACAGCGUCGACGCAGAUGAACGACGUGUCGUCUCGCUCGCACGCGAUCUUCACGAUUACGUUCGUCCAGGCCAGCUACCUGCGCCACAACAACAUGCCCAGCGAGACCGUCUCCAAGGUCCACCUGGUCGACCUGGCCGGGAGCGAGCGUGCAGACGCGACGGGCGCCACCGGGCAGCGGCUGGUGGAGGGCGCGCACAUCAACAAGUCGCUCGUCACGCUCGGGUCCGUCAUCUCCGCGCUCGCAGACUCCUCGCAUCAGCAGCAACAGCCCGCAGGUAUCUACCGCAGUAAAAACAACAAGAAGAACGUAUUCAUCCCGUACCGCGACUCGGUGCUGACAUGGCUCCUGAAGGACUCGCUCGGCGGCAACUCCAAGACCAUCAUGAUUGCAGCGAUAUCCCCGGCGGACUGCAACUACGGCGAGACGCUGUCGACGCUGCGGUACGCGAACAGAGCGAAGAACAUCAUCAACAAGCCGACCAUCAACGAGGAUCCCAACGUGAAACUCAUCCGCGAGCUGCGCGAGGAGAUCGAGAAGCUACGAGCGCAGAUAGCCCAUAAUACCGAUCCUAUCGAAACGGAACCAGGUAUGCUUGCCACCCUGCAACGGAAGGAAGCCCAAGAGAAGGUCCUCACAGAAAAAUGGACGGAGAAGUGGCGGGAGACCCAGCAGAUUCUGCAGGAGCAGAAGGCGCUGGGGCUGAGGAAGAGUGGGCUCGGGGUGGUGCUGGACUCGGAUAUGCCGCAUCUGGUCGGCAUUGAUGACAACUUGUUAUCCACUGGAGUGACGCUGUACCAUCUCAAGGAGGGCGAGACUGUGAUCGGCACGUCGUCGCUGUCGCCGGCGGCGGACAUCGUGGUGGCGGGCGCGGGCGUGCUGGCGCUGCACUGCCGCGUGGUGCUGCGCCGCGGGGAGGCCACGCUGCUGCCCGCGCCCGGCGCCAGCUGCUGGCUCAACACCGUGCUGCUCGACGGGCCCGCCAAGCUGAGCCAGGGUUGCAUCCUGCUGCUAGGCCGCACGAACAUGUUCCGGUACAACGACCCGGCGGAGGCGGCCAAGCUGCGGCAGGAGGGCAGCGCCUCCAACAUGAACCUGUCGCGGCUGUCGCUGCUGUCCUGGUCCACCACCGACCUGGCCGCCAGCACGGAGAACCUCAACACCACGCUCUCAGACCUGGAGAGUGAGAUACGAUGCGAGAGGAUAGAAGCCCAGCGUGCGGAGUUAGAGCGAGAGCGACAACAGUUUCUGCUCCAGCAGGAAGAGCGGCAACGUCGCUGGCACGCAGAGAGGGAAGAACUGCUGCAGGCGCAACGCAAGUUAGACGAGGAGCGGGAGGCGAUGGAGCGCGAGUACGCGGCGGCCUGUCGGCGACUGUCGGGCGACUGGCGCGCGCUCGAGAGAGGAUGGACGCAUCGCCGCCGCGCGCUGCGCUGCCGGCAGCGGGAGCUGGCCGCGCGCGCGCACCGCCUGCGGGCCCGCGCAGACACGCACCGCGCCACGGCUGAGACCGAGGAGAGUCACGUGACCAGCUUGAAGAGCAAGGUGGAAGCGAAGAGAACAGCUCUCGACGACCUGGUGAAGCAGCAGACGAGGCAGCUACUGGCUAAAGGCUACAAAUUGAACGAGAGCGCAACCCCCAGUCCAGAGAGUCCGGCAUCGGAGUCCAGCACAGAGUGUCUGAUGCAUCUACUGCAGCAGUGUGAGCCAAAGACUGCUCAGAGCAUAAAGGACACCGUUGAUAGACAUAAAAAAGAACUGGUAGAACUGGAGGACGAACUCAAGAGCCGGGUGUCGUCGGUGGCGUCGCACCGCGUGAAGGUCGAGCGGCUGCAGGCCGAGCUGGCGCUGCUCGCCACGCAGGACCUCGGGCUGCGGCACGCGCUCGCGGCCGACCUCGGGCCCGCGCCCGGACGGGAGCGCGAGGUUGAGUUCGAUCUGCGGACUGAACCCGUGAAGCGCAGCAAGUCGGAGCUGGUGCUGAGGACGCCGCAGCAGGAGCUAGAGCCCCUCUCCGCAGAUGAACGGGAGGAGUACCAGAUUAAGAAGAUGAGUCUAAGCCUCAGUCUAGACCCGCUCACGUCCCCGAACCCGACGUUGACCACGUGCGACACGUUCCACACGGCCAGCACCGGCUCUCCGAAGCCGUUCCCCGCCACCCCCGCGUCCCCCCCGUCCCCCGCGUCCCCCGCGUCCCCCGCGACCCCCGCGUCCCCCGCGGCGGCGGCGGCGGAGGCCGCGGAUGUGUCGGAGCCCCCGCUGCAGCCCCAGUUCAGACUGGGACCAGCGCCGGUGGCUGACGAUAGUGACGACAUGUCCAGCACUGAAGAUUAUCAUAAGCCGAGGAUAGUGGAGGGCCAGUCGUCAAGUUCUGUUGAAAGAUCGCCGGAGGAAAGACACCAAAGGACCAAGUACAGAAGAAGAUUACCAGGUGAUGGCAAGUCGGGGCGGCGUCAGGUUACAGAAGCGGAAGCGUUACGAGCGAUGCAGAGGCUGUGCUCCCGCAUAGCGUCACAGAAGAUGCUGGUCAUCUCCUCACUGGAGAAUGACUGCUCCAAGGAGGAGCUCAACCGACAGAUUGCGGUGCUGCAAGAUCUGCAAAAGAAGUACGUCCGUCUGGAGAUGGCGCUGCAGUACUCGUUCUUCGACAACCAGGGCGGGCGGCGCAGCAUGAUGGUGACGCCCAUACAGGAGACGCCCUCGCUCACGCUCUCAGAGAGCGACAUGCACGUCGCCACCGACCACGCCAACCACGGCGGCCACGCUCCCCACAACGGACACGUCGUCGAUCCGCUGCUGCACAGGUUAAAAGAGCAAGAGAUGGAAGGGUCAGACAACGUGUCCACGUCCAACGACGAGCUUCACACCGACCACUCGGAGGUGUGGGACGACCCGCUGCGGAGGCCCGUCCUCGAACAAGAACACGACCACGACCACGACCACGAGCAGGCGAUCAUGGAACGAUCUAUACCGGAUCCAACAGUUUCUAUUGGCCUCAUGCAUCCAAUAGAUUUCAGCAGCGUGGUGAGCGUGGCGGGGUGGGUGACGCGGGGCGCGGGCGCGCGCACGCACCACGAGUACGAGGUGCGCGUGGCGGUGGGCGCCAGUCGCUGGCAGCUGCUGCGCCGCUACCGCCGCUUCAGAGACCUCUACCUCACCAUGCGCCGCACCUACGGGCCCAAGGUGGGCGCGAUCCCGUUCCCCGGGCGGCGGCUGUGGUCGUCGGAGGAGGUGGCGCGGUCCCGCCGCGCGGCGCUGGAGGCGUUCCUGCGGCGGCUGCUGGCCGUGUGCAGCGCCGACCGCCGCUGCGUGCUGCACGCCGCGCCGCUCACCAGGGACACGCUCGUCGCCUUCUCGCCCUUCUUCCGCAAGGGCGUGUUCGAGAGCGGCAAGUGCGGCACGGGAUGA